Mytilus trossulus (common blue mussel) is the source of this 2379-nucleotide messenger RNA. RefSeq lists its product as uncharacterized. NCBI's taxonomy places the organism in Eukaryota, Metazoa, Mollusca, Bivalvia, Mytilida, Mytilidae. The record is from RefSeq and is a predicted model, not a curated record. The transcript has 9 exons. Bases 187 to 2379 code for a protein of 730 amino acids.
GGAUACACAGCUUUACAUUUGGCUGCUGAGGAGGGACAUCUACAGACCACAAGAUGUCUGGUAGAACAAGGAGGUGCCAGUCCCUUGGUUACAACACAUGAGGGUAAAACUCCAUAUGAUCUGGCAGCAGCAAAACUGAAGUUUAAUCCAAGAUGCAAAGAAGUAGUGGAAUACUUACAGACUGUCAUGUCAGAGAAAUCUUCAGGUGUGACUGCUGGACAAGGGAGAGAAGAAAAAGUUAUAAUUACAGAUCCAAUCCACACACAGACAAAGUCUGCUAUGUUAAACAGGUUACUUGGCAGUGGAACGUAUGUUUCCUAUGACAUGCGCUGUAUGGUAACAGGCCAGUUCGCGGUCGGAAAAUCUAGUCUUGUCAAGCUCUUAGCUGGUGAUGUCGUCCCAGAAGGAAGACAUCCUACCGAUGGGAUUUCCCUACUGGAAGGUCGCUGUGGCCUUGAUGUAGAGACUAGAAGCUGGAUUUAUAUUGAUCCAGAAACGUAUGACGCUUUAGAUGUUGUUUACAAUAAGGUUUUGAUGACUUCAGUAGAAGAGGAUGAAAGAAAAGAAGAAAAAACACCAAAGAAACCACAUUUACCAGAUUCAAACCUUGUUAGAAGUGAUGGUAAAGUGAUGACCGCUGGUCCCUCCCAACAGCCUCUAGCAGCCAAACCUUUGUCACCUCAAACAUCUGACAGUGUCUCCAAGAGAAUACCAGAGGUAAAAACACACAUGAAAUCGAAAAUGACAAAAGAAGAAAUAAGAAAGAGAAUGGAAAAAGUCCUCAAAAGUGGAAACUACAAGAUGAAAGUUGGAAGACUGAUUUUUUGGGACUUUGGUGGACAGUAUGUUUAUUAUACGACACACCAAACCUUCAUGACGUUCAGAGCUUUGUUUCUUGUGGUAUUCGACGGAAGCAAAGGAUUACAUGAACUGGUCCCAGAUGUUCUGUGUUUUCCAGGGCAGCACAUGACACCAACCCCAGCAGUAUUCCUUCAACAUUGGGUAAACUCUAUUCUAACAUAUUGUAAGGUGGUAUAUGUAGGCAUUCCGAAGAUCUUAUUUGUUGCCACUCACAAAGACAAAAUACCAGUGGAGGAUGUGGAGUCCAGGCGUGAGGAGUUGUACAAUGGAGUAGAGGAAUUGUUCAAGGACCACGAAGGACGAAACCAUCUUGUCCUAACACAACGGAUAUUUGUCAAUGCAAGGGAUAACACAGAUACAGAAAUUGAAGUCCUGAAGAAAGCCAUCACAGAACUUACAUUUGAACAUCCUUGUUGGGGGGAGAAGAUGCCCAAUGCGUGUGUUCCCCUUGAACUCGAGAUUGCAGAGCUGGUGGCAGAAGGAAAACAAAUCUUGUCAUUUAAGGAUGUAGAAGAAUUGAAUGCUAUAAGCAAGGUGUCUGUAUUGUCCCCAGACCAACUCAAAGAUUUCCUAAAUUUCCACCACUCCUUGGGGAAGAUUGUGUACUUUGAUACUCCACAACUUAAAGAUUUCGUAAUCAUCAACCCCUUACUCAUGGUGGAGGUUAUGAGGUCCUUUGUGACAGAUAAAGUAUUUUGGCCAGAGGAAAAGAAAAUUCAUGAAACUUUUAAAAGAAUGUCAAAAUAUGGGACCAUAAGACGGGAAGACCUCUACCUAAUCUGGGAGCAAAAAGAUUUCAGUGCAAUAUUGCCAUACAAAGAGUUUAUAUUUAACAGCUUGAUUUAUUUAGAUAUCCUAGCAGAGCAACGGAGAUAUGAUACAUCUACAGGAAGUCGGUUACCAGUGGAAAACUUCUUUGUUCCCUGUAUGGUUACAGAGAGAAAUACCACCAACUUCAUGGACAAAGAAUGUACACCAGAGAGAGCUAUAUGCUUAGCAUUUUUAUUUAAAGGCACUAUUAUACCACCAGCCCUACCAAAUCGUCUGAUCAGUGCAUGUCUUAGCAUGUGGACUCUGAAGCAGUAUGAAGGGAGACAACUCCUGUUCUCAGGAUUUAUUGGUUUAUCAUUUGACAAAUCACAUGACAUCGUUGUAUGCGUUGAGGGCAACAAGAUUCUCCUUUUCAUCAUUCACAGAACCUCCUCCGGGUUAAUCGUACCUGAUAUAGCUACAGGUGUUAAAGAAUGCCUGGUUGUAACAAUGGAAAGAAUCUCAGAUUUCUACCACUCCACAGUCCAUGCAAAACGCAGCCAACAAUCGCCAUUUCACAUUGAAUAUUCAUGUUCAAAUUUAAAAUGCUUCAUCAGUGCAGAAGAAGCCAAGCAGACCAAUGGAUGGAUUUGUGACAAACAUAACCAAACACACAAAAGAAGACACUGGCAUGUUUGGAAUCAAGAUCAGACAAAAGAACAGUGUGAAGAGGAAUGUCAAGGUAAAUAUUGUAACACUUCAAAAUAA